This is a messenger RNA of Schistocerca americana (American grasshopper), 4732 nucleotides long. Its product is annotated as chromatin modification-related protein eaf-1-like. Gene Ontology annotation, cellular component: nucleus. The transcript is spliced from 18 exons. Gene Ontology annotation, molecular function: RNA binding. Bases 304 to 4065 code for a protein of 1253 amino acids. The record is from RefSeq and is a predicted model, not a curated record. NCBI's taxonomy places the organism in Eukaryota, Metazoa, Arthropoda, Insecta, Orthoptera, Acrididae.
ACCGCAUCAAUUCACUGUCUAGACAGUACACUGUGAUGUUUGUAAUUUGUGACAUGACGAUGGCUGCCCUGAAACGCCAGUAAUUUGUUUUCGUCAAAGUGCUGUAGGUUGCCAUACUAGUAAGUCCCGGCAGUAGAUACGAAAGUUAUUGAUGCGUUUUGGAAAUCAGUUUGUUAGUGUUUAUAUGUGAGUAUUGUGAAACACCGAUACUGUGGAACAUUUCGUCCUCGAAAUUUAUAAUGAAAGUCGCUGAUUGUGUACGGCGUGAAGAUUGGAUGAUGUUGUUAUGGAAUUUGCAGGGAUAUGAUCAACAGAAACAGUCUCCAGGCUGCCUGUGAAGCUGCAGCCCGUGUAAACGCUGUUCUAUUUGCGAAAGGGAAACUGAAACAAGCGGCGCCACAGUUGCCUAAGGUUGGAAACACUGUACGCACAACUGCUGAUCUCUUCACUUCUGAGUAUGAGAUAAAUGAUGUUCCUGUGGCAGCCCGAAAUCUGCUAACUAAGGGUCUCAUACAAGAAGAAAUAAACUUAUCUUCAGGUGCUGCAGUUUCCACACGCGGGAGGUAUUUGACUAUAGAAGAAAGACAAAGAAAUCCAGGCUUACGUCCACUGUACCUCCACGUCCAGGCUUCUUCAAAAGAAGCUGUUGACUUGGCUAUACAGAAGAUUGAGGAGCUAAUACAGCUCCACGUCCAAGGAAUGGAACAGUUACCACAUCAGGUUGGGAGGCCUAGCAAAUUCAAAAUGGGACCUCCACAACAGGGAAUGCCCCCACCUCUUAUGAGUUUACAUACAGCCAUACCUGGUGUGGAGAAGGUUCUGGUUGGACUAGAACAUGCCCCUCCAGCAUUUGAUUUACGCAACAGGCUUAUUGGUCAGAAUGGAACCAAUUUACUUUACAUACGUAAUGAAACAGGUGCCAUGGUGACACUCAGAGGUAAAGGAUCGGGUUUCAUUGAGCCAAACACUGGAACGGAAUCAAUGGAACCUCUUCAUUUGUGUGUGGAGCAUCCAAAAUACGAUAUUCUCCAAGCAGCUCGUCAGCUGGCGCAUAACCUUAUCGAAACAAUGCAGCAAGAGUAUGCUCAGUUUCAGCAACAACAGCAGCAGCAACAACAGCAGCAGCAGCAACAACAGAUGGUGAUGCAGCAUGCAACACAGAUGCAACAGAACAUGAAUAUGGGUGGCAUUGGACAACCAGGGGUUGUAACAGUACAACAAGACUUACCACAACAAGCUGGUAUCAUAGGAACUUCAGUGGCUAUGCCAGUUGUAUCAUCCGUCCCUACUGUUUUUACUGGGCAGCAAGUUCAGCAAGCAGUUGGACAGUUGAGUGGUCCACCUCCUCCAAUAAUGGGUGUGCCACCACCACACUUAAACCAGCAGAUGAUUCAGUCACAGCAACAGCAGCAUAUGUUGUCACAACAGCAGCAACCUCCACCAACAUCACAACCACAGCAGCAACAACCACAUCCACAACCUCAUUUACCACCAGUUCAAGUGCAACUUCCUCCACCUGGCCUACAUAUUCCGACACAUCAAGGUCCACUUGUCCCGCCCCAACAGCAUACCACGCAGCAGCAGCAGCAGCAGCAACAUCUACAGGCCAUUCUUCAACAGCAUCAUCAGAUGCAGCAGCAGCAGCAGCAUCAUCAGCAGCUCCAGCAGCCACCUCUCCAGGACCAGCAGGAAGCAGCACUCCAGCAUGUGCCACCUCAGCAGAUGUCCAUUCAUCUGCAGCAGCCGGUUUGUAACUCUCUUCAACCUGUUAUGCAGGCCGUGCUGCAACAGCAGCUCCAUCAUCAACAGCAGCAGCAGCAGCAACAGCAACAACACCAACAACAGCAGCAACAGCAGCAGCAGCAACAACCAUCACAGCAGCAUCAGUUGUUGCAGCAGCCCCCGCAGGUUCUGCUUCAGCCUCCACCAGGCCAACCCCAAGGGCUUGUGGCACAGAAUGGACAAGUUCUGAUGCUGCCCCAACAGCAACAUCUGCAAGGUCCUCACACAAUUCUACCGCCAACCGCAGUCCCGCCACCAGGACAGCAGCAGUUACCUCCUCCACAGUUUGGCAGCACAGUACUUGGUUCUCCAAGUCACAUGUAUCUCCCGCAGCAGGCUCAGCCGCAACAGCCACCCCUGCACCAAGGCCCCCAAAUGCAUCAACAACCCCCUGCUCCUGUCCCAGCUCCUGGACCUGAGCCCCCACAGCCAGUCCAACAUCCACAACAGCAGCAGCAACAGCAAUCACAACAGCAGCAACAGCAGCCUCAACAGCAACAGCAACCACCUCCUCAGCAUCAGCCUGCAUCACAAGGAUACCAACCACAGCAUGCCAUGGCUACAGUAUCAUAUCCUUACCAGUAUGUCCAGAAUUCUGGACCUCCCGCCAUGACAUAUCCAACUUUUAGCCGUCUGGACCAGCAGCAGCCUCCACAGCCGUUGCAGCAGCCUCAAGGUCAUGUCAUGCCAAUUCAGAAUCAGGGUCCACCAAUGCAGGGACAGUUGCCACCAAUGCAAGGCCAAACACUAUCAAUGCAAGGACAAACUCAGGCAUUGCAGAUGCAGAAUCAUAUGGCCCCUCUGCAAGGUCAUGUGCCCCCUGUUCAAAACCAAGGUCCACCACUUCAGAAUCAGGUUCUACCUGUACAAAGCCAAUGUCCUCCUGCACAAAACCAAGCACCUCCAGUUCAGAGUCAUGGAGGGAUGCAGUUGCAUAGCCAGGGGGCACUACAAAUUCCAAAUCAAAGUACUGUAACACUCCAGAAUCAAGGUGGUCCCCCUAAUCAGGUGACAGCAGUGCAAGGGCAGGGCCCUUUGCCAGUGCAGCAAGGUGCUGGUGUACCUCCUGUGCAAUGUCAAAAUCCCCAAUUGCAAGGCCAAGUAUCACUGCAAGGACAAGGCAGUUUGCAGAUGCAGAAUCAGAUGCAACAGCCACCUCAGGCAUUGCCUUGGCAGACACCAACCCAAGCUCAAUCCCAGCAGCACCAAGGAACGGUCACCUACCAGCAGCAACAUCACAUUCAGACACAACAAUCAGUGAAAACUGGGACCAAAGGAGGCCAGAAGAGAAGAUUCACAGAAGAAAGAGAGGAUUCAGGUGAUAACUUCCAGGGCCGUGUUAAUGUUGGCACUGUGACUGGUGGAAACAUACAGCAGUCACAACAGCAGCAACAGCAACAGCAGCAACAACAACAGUCAUCAGCCCAGCAGCAGCAACAAGCUGCACGACAGGGAAUGGGGACAGCACCUACAACAAUAUUUGUAAACACUGUAAGAGUGAAAGCAUCUCAAGAUGGAGACACAGGAAUGGAUGAAAUGAUGCAACGCCAGCAACAGCCUGAACAGCAGCAGCAGCCACAGCAGCAGCAGCAGCAACAACCACCACAGCAGCAACAACCGCAACAGCAGCAGCAACAACAGCAGCAGCAGCAGUCACAGUCACAGCAACAGCAGCAUCAACAGUCGCAGCCACAGAUACUCACAUCAAGUGAUAAACGGCAAGCAGAUCAGGAAACAACUCCAAACAAGAAGGUGAAAGGAGAAGGUUAUGAAGAGGACCAAGAAACAUCUGAGGCAAGUGCAGAACAUAAUACUGCUUCCAGUGGUAACAACAACAGCAACAACAAUGCUGUUACCAGUAGCUCCACAAGUGGCGGCAAUAGUAGUAGCAGCAGUAGUAGUACUACUAGUGCUAAUAAUAGUACUACUAUUCCAGUUCAGCUGACCUCCACUUCAGCUACCAGUCGUACGGAAUAUCACAGAAGAAGUGGAGGCAGUGAUCGUACAGAACAGAGAGACCGCACAGACAGAAGCACUGGGAAUAGUGGUGCAGAAAGACCUUCAUUCAACCAUUAUUCUUCCAAGCCUCAGAUGUAUAAUGCUAGCUUGCCGUUUCAUGUGCAUGGAAUCAACAUGUACACUUCUCCCCCUCCUCCACCCCAGCCAUCACAACCUCAGCAAACACCUCCACCACCCCCACCACCACCUCCCAACCCAUAUGGACCAUAUUAUAGCCCGCAGAGUCAGUACCAGUAUGCUCCAUAUUGGAUGAUGCCCCAGUAACACAAAUAUUUCCCGGCUGUCAGGCACUCUUCAUAUAUUGCACAGUGAUAAUACAUGUAUGUUUGUGUAAGUAAAAUAAUUUACUAUGGAAAUAGAUUUACUUAAGUGUUGGAAGUAAUUUCACAUUAUAUUACAUGUCAAAGGUAUUAAUGUAAUUGUUUGGAGCUCAGUUAUCUACUUUGUGCAGCAGCAGCAGUAGAUAGUGUAAAUGAAAAAUAUUUGUGCAUAUAUGUUGUUAGCAAUUUGAAUUGUAUUCUGUAUGUGAAGGCCUUCAGAUAAUUUGUUGUACAUUGUGUUGUAGCAAUAGACAUUUAAUGUACAUUUUACAAGUUAAGUAUUAAAAAUUGCCAUGCUCCUUCUGAUUUCAGAAUGCUAUGAGAUUUAAAACCUUGUGACACUGCCAUCCAAUUGGAUGCUUAUAAUGAAACAAGUAGACAGCGUUAUGUUAUGGACACCACAAGAAUUAAAGCAGUGUGUAAGUGUUUGUGUUAUCCCACAGUUACUUCAAGUGUGUGUUUCCUGUACCUCUUUGCUGUUUGAUAUCACUUUCCCCACACCCUUAAACUACCGUGAUAUUUGUAUAGACACCAAUUAUCGAACUAUCAUAUGAUGACAAUUGCAGCAUUAUGAUAUUUGAAUUUAUAUAAUUUUUAUCUUUUUUUUUUUU